Messenger RNA from Diatraea saccharalis (sugarcane borer), 4396 nucleotides. NCBI's taxonomy places the organism in Eukaryota, Metazoa, Arthropoda, Insecta, Lepidoptera, Crambidae. The record is from the annotation of a GenBank genome assembly.
AGUGUCAAACAAACAGUAGGUAAUAGAGGACGAUGCGCGAAUAUUAAUAAUCGACCGCAUAUAUAUAUAGUUUAUUCACUGAAGUAUUAUUUAGUGCUAGAUGCAUUCAAUGCGCCAUUCCAUGUAGUCUGCAGCACGGCAGCAGUUCGGUCACAACAGGCGACAUGAACGGAAGUGCAAUGAAUACGGUGUGCUACAAUGGGGCUAACGAUCGACUUAUACACGAGGCAGACCAACUUAUUUCAUACAUUGAAAGGGGUUCCACUGUGUUCAAGUUUUACCCUCGAAAGCGCCCAGAACGUCGCACUCUCCUGGUACGAAGGGAGACACAUCAAGUGUUGUGGCUACGAACAGGUGCACCGCAGCGUCAAGCAUACGAAGGUGCUUUAGAUAUUAGAGAUAUCAAAGAAGUCAGGAUCGGAAAGUCGUCUAAGGACUUCGAGCGAUGGCCAGAAGAAACGAAGAGACUGGAAAACUCAAAGUGUUUUACGAUUUAUUACGGAGUGGAGUUCAAACUUCGUUCAGCAUCUUUUGCUGGUAAGCUUUGCUCUAUUGUUUACUAAACACCCAUCUAUUUUCGUCUGCGUGCCAAUACUCGAUAUAGAUGAAUGCACUAUAGUAAUAUAUUGAUUGAUUCUCAUUGAAAUUGGAAUUAUUGUUAUGAACUAAAGCUUUGAUGUGAAAGUGAGUAACUUCCUUUUUCCGUUCCAGUUUAAGCAAGAAAUAUUACUAGAAUGCCAAGAAUAAUGAUCAUUAUAUUUGGAUAAUGUAUAAAUGACACUAUUAACUUUACUAUUUAGUGAGUAUUUUGCGGUAGAAAGUAUAAAAAACAAAUUUGUAUAAAAAUAGCCUUCAAAUUAAAUAAAACACUAUUAAACUUUGUGUAUGUAAAAUAAAUUUAUAUAUGAAAUAGAAAUAAUUCUGAAAAAAAUCAACUAUAUAAAAUAUUAAAUGAGUUUUUCUAUUAUUGUCAAUUAAAAAGGUUUUGAUGUUAAACUGGCAUUGAAAAUUGUUAUGCAGUAAUAUAUUAAUACAUCUAGUGAACAGGCUCUAAUUAUCCAAGACUGUCAGUCUUCUGCAAUUGAUUUUAAUCUUUAAGAUGAAGGUAGUUUAGUUGAAAAACAAAUGCAGUAUGUAAUUUGCCAUCUUGUGGUGACUGCUGCUGUGUGUUACUAAAACCAGCUAGUGUUGUUUGUUAUUAUAGUGCAAAUAUUACAAGUGCAAAUGUACAUAUAUUUUCAAUGUUAUAGCAAACAAAAAGUUUUAUAUUCUUCAUACAAAUAUAACACUGUAAUUAUAUAGUUUUACUUUGUAUGUUUGAAUAAUAGGAAUAAUUUACUAAACAUUUUAAAUAUUAUUUAACUGGAAGUAUGUGAAUAGUGAAUAUCAACCAUAUGAACACUCUUCUACUAUGUACCCACCUUAAAUUUGCCAAAAAAUCUUUUUGAAUCUAAGGUAGUUCCAUACUCAAUAAUAAAAUGUUUAUAAACACAUUUUCCAUUUGAAAUUCACCUUAACUUAUUUAUAUUGAAGAACUUCCAUUUUAGUUAUUAUGACAAAGCAGUGAGGUUGACUUCAUAAUGAUAACAUAAUUACUUGUCGAUAUUGUUCAAAGAUCUCUUUACUUAGAAAAUGUGCACUUAUGGCCUAGUUCUGAAUACAGAAAAGUACAAAAUCUCAACUGAUUAUUUUCAAUAACUUAAGUUUUUUAAGCGUGUCGUACUAUGGAUAAUGACGUAAUAGUAGUAAAAAAAUAUAUUUUCUCAUCACACAGAAUAAUGUCUUAUGUGCUAGUAAGUUACAAACACAGUCAUUCUUGAGAUUCUGUUUUGAGACUGAUGCCUAAGUUAAUAAAAUAAAGUUUCCCACAAAAAAAAAAUCACCUAUUUGCUAGACAGGAUGUAUUAAGUCUUGAAGCAUGAAUGUAAGAGUUUCCAAAUACAUUAUGAAAAAGUUCUGAAGGGACUCAAUUGAAACAAAAAAAAAUUUUAAGAACUAUGCAAUAAAAUUCUGGAAUAACAAUCAUAUCUAUUCUGGAAUAGAUUAAAUAACAUUCAAACUUUAUUUUAAAAGUAACUUUUGAAUAAUAUUAAAGUAUGAAUAUUUGCGCUACAUAUGGCUCCUGAUUGUGCAUAUGUAUAAAACCAGCAAUAUACAAUAGUCUGUAUUUACUACACUGAAAAAAAUUAAAAAAUCAAGAACAAUAAAAACAUUUCUGUAAAACUAAAUUCUGGUGUUUUUAUAUCACAUAAUAAUAGCGGCACAUUGAAUUGUCCUCUUUCUUAUAGUGUUACAACACUUGUUACCUUUAAAUUGUAUUUCUCAGUCAUACGAUACUGACCAUAUUGUAUGUAUUCCAAUCAGAAAAUAAACAUUCCUUAGCAAUAUUUAAAACAUUUAUAAUACUUCUUGAAUAACAAUAUUAGCAUUUUAUAAAUUUAAUUUGCUUGUGAAAUAUUUCAGCACAGACAGAUAAAGAAUGUGAUGCCUGGGUGAAAGGCUUGAGAUUCCUGUUGGAAGAAGCUAUAAAUGCAUCAUACCCAUUGCAGAUUGAAAGGUGGUUAAGGAAAGAGUUCUAUGCAUUAGAGAACUCCAACGAAAAGAUAACUUUAAAAGAAGUCAAGGCUUUUUUACCAAAAAUUAAUUGUAAAAUAUCAACUAGCAAACUGAGAGACAUCUUCCAAGAAGUAGACACUGGAAAGAAAGGGGAGAUUGGUUUUGAUGAUUUCUCUAUACUGUACCACAAACUUAUUUUUGAUGAGAAUGUGAGUACAUAUAUAUUUAUGAUUUCUUACAUUUUAUUGAAAAUAUGCGGCCCUGAUGGAACACCGUUUAUCUACCACGGCCAUACUCUCACCACUAAAAUCAGAUUUAUGGACGUGUUAAGAACUAUAAAAGAGCACGCUUUCGUCACUUCCGACUACCCUCUAAUCUUGUCGAUAGAAGAUAACUGCUCGUUGCCCCAACAACGCAGGAUGGCGAGCGCUUUCCAAGACGUGUUCGGUGAUAUGCUCCUAGUUCAGCCUUUUGAAAAGAACGAAUCUAGUCUACCAUCACCCCAUGAUCUGCGGAGAAAAAUCAUACUGAAACAUAAGAAACUACCCGAAGGCGAAGAGGAGAACUCAUUCUCUGUGCGUCAGGAGGAAGGGAAAGAUCUCGAUUUGAGGAACUCCAUUAAGAACGGCAUCCUGCUUCUCGAAGACCCCGUUGACAAGGAGUGGAAUCCGCACGCUUUCGUGCUGACAGAGAACAAGUUGUAUUACACGGAGAAUUACAGUACGCAAGGGGAGACUGAUGUCGACAGCGACGGAGAACCAGAGCUGGAAGGGCUGCCUAGUAUACCCCAAGACGAGUUGCACUUCGGCGAGUGUUGGUUUCACGGUAAAUUAGCGGGGAACAGGCAAGAAGCUGAGGAUUUGCUGAGAGCUCAUGCUCAUCUCGGCGACGGUACGUUUUUGGUGCGUGAGAGUGUGACGUUCGUGGGUGAUUACUGUCUGUCGUUCUGGAGACAGGGCAAGGUGAACCACUGCCGCAUCAAACUGAAACAGGAACGCGGCGUCACCAAGUACUAUCUGAUAGACACGGUGUGCUUUGACAGCCUAUACAGUUUGAUCACACAUUACAGACAGCAUCCGUUGCGUAGUCAGGAGUUCCUGAUAACCCUGAAGGAGCCAGUGCCUCAGCCCAACAAGCACGAAGGCAAGGAGUGGUUCCAUCCUCAAUGCACACGUGCUCAAGCGGAGGAACUCUUGCGCAAGGCUAACACAGAUGGGGCUUUCCUAGUGCGCCCCAGUGACAAGGACCACGGCUCAUUUGCAAUCAGCUUCAGGUACUAAAUUUUUUAAUUAUCAAUGUACAUUGAUUCCUCAGACUGACAUGACAAAACUGAUGAUCACCCAUGGCUGACAAAACUAUUAAAUUAAAUCAAUUCCCAAUAUAAAUGAGACAUUUUCACUUGUAUAAUAUUUGUAUGGGUGAGAUCCGUCUCUUCAAAUCUAGAACGUUGAUUAGUUUAGUAGAAAUAUGUAACAGUAUAUAACCAUCCACGUUAAACGAUAAACAUGCCGCAUGUGAUUAAAAUAUAGCUAAUAUAAUUUUUAAAUAGUUUUUGCUAUAUCAGCGAAUGAAUAAAUUUAUUUUUAGUGAUUUCUUUGAAGCUUUGCAAUAGAAAAGCUAAGGUUAUACAUACUGUAAUCUCUAAUGAAUUGUGAUUUUUAGAAUAUUAAUUUAUUUAUUCUUUGUUUUAUUAAAUUGUAUUAUAAUAUCUGUGGUAGUAUGUUAUUUCAAAUCAUAAAUAUAAAAUAAUAAUCACAGCGGAUUCGUUGGUUCGUUUAUAACUCUUGUAACGAAUUGUAGAGAUGACAACAAUUAGUUUUAUACAGGGUUAUAAAAUUGU